This is a messenger RNA of Trematomus bernacchii (emerald rockcod), 2347 nucleotides long. RefSeq names its product kringle containing transmembrane protein 1 (gene kremen1). The record is from RefSeq and is a predicted model, not a curated record. Lineage: Eukaryota; Metazoa; Chordata; Actinopteri; Perciformes; Nototheniidae. The transcript has 9 exons. Gene Ontology annotation, biological process: multicellular organism development. Bases 218 to 1633 code for a protein of 471 amino acids. Gene Ontology annotation, cellular component: plasma membrane.
UGGGUUGGAAAUAGGAUCCCUGCUUUCUACUAUCUGUUGCCGUCUCCGUGGUGUCAGUGUAGUAGUAGCUGCAGGACCUGCCUUGAAGUUCAGGGACUUUUAACGCCGGCCGAAGAGAGUCUGGCGCACAGACCGGGACAGACCGUCAGUCAGUCCGCCCGCUCUGCGCAUCCGUCCGUCUGGCUGCACUUCACCUGAGAGACACUUUAAACACACCAUGGAUUCCUGGACAGCCACCUUGGCUCUUCUUCUCGCUGGGGUUAUUUCUUCAGCGGCUUUGAGUGUUUUCGACACCGAGUGCUACACUGCCAACGGAGAGGACUACAGGGGCUUCCAGAAUCAGACCAGCCUGCAUGGUGGUAAACCCUGCCUCUUCUGGAAUGAGACUUUCCAGCACCCUUACAACACUCUCAAAUACCCCAAUGGAGAGGGGGGUCUGGGCAGCCACAACUUCUGCAGGAACCCUGAUGGGGACGUUCAGCCGUGGUGCUACAUCGCAGAUCACGAGGACGCGAUCUACUGGAGAUACUGCGACAUCCCAACAUGCAAGAUGCCUGGGAACUUGGGCUGCUUCAGAGACAGCGGCGACCCGCCCACUUUGUCCGGCACCAGCGAGACCUCCAAUAAACUCACCAUCCAGAACUGCAUUAGCUUCUGUAGGAAGCAGAGAUACAAGCUCGCCGGCAUGGAGUCAGGAUAUGCUUGUUUCUGUGGCAACGAAGUGGAACAACAUGACCACGGCGAGUCGCCUAGCAUGGAGUGUAACCAUGUUUGCUUCGGAGAACACACACAGCCCUGCGGGGGGGACGGCUGGGUCAUCAUCUUUGACACACGUGUGGGGGCCUGUGGUGGAAACUACUCCUCUCCAUCCGGAGUGAUCUACUCCCCUGAUUUCCCAGACAAGUACGGGGCUGGCCGAGUUUGCUACUGGACCAUCCACGUCCCUGGAGCCUACGCCAUCCUCUUCAACUUCACUUUCUUUGAAAUCUCCGACCAGACGGACAUGGUGGAGCUCCUUGACGGCAACAACAACCAGGUGUUGGCGCGCUUCGACUGGCGCAGCCCUCCGAGGGAGCUAGUGAACGUCACAGGAGACCAUGUCAUUCUGUACUUCUACUCUGACCGCACCAACCAGGCCCAGGGAUUUGCUCUGCUUUACCAAGCACUGAGAGCAAUGGAGGGCGAAGGAGGUGAGGAUGAUGAAGCGGAGGACGUCUCGAGCACGGCGGGGCCGCAGCUAGCUGGCGGCGUCACAGAGAGGUCCAACAGCACCUCCAACGGACGCUCCUCCCAGAUCCUCUACGUGAUCACGUCCAGCCCCGGGAAACCGGAGCACAACAUGCCAGGUCAGUGGGCUGGACGCGGCGAGACCACCAGCCACAGCGCUAUGUGGACCAUUUACGCUCUGGCAGCUCUCCUCAUUCUGACAGUCAUCGCCAUGGUGGCGAAGCUGCUGCUCCAUAUGACGGUCAAGUCUCAGAACAUCCCAACGGUGAGCGGUUCAGACAGCUGCAGUCAGAGCACCGCGUCCUCUGAGCCCUGGAUCAUCCUGUACCGGCCCUCCACCAUCUCCCUCUUCAAGAAGAAGCUAAAGAACCACCACGGCGACCUCAGCCCCCUGGUGGGCAACUAGCUGCGCACCACCACUAACCAAACGCCACCGCCAAACACAACUGCUCUGUACGAUGGCCGUCAGGAGCCAGGCCCUCAGACAAUGAAACUAUAGGAGGCGCUGCGCCAACACGAACAACUGAGUGGCUAAUGACAAGUGACUGCUAAGAAAUGGCCUUUGAGCCCAAGUGGCCCUCCCACCCUGCUCAGCACCAAAGAGGAGUGGGACAGGCAGGGCUGUCACUGAGUGUGGGGGCCAAAGAGGACGCUCUGACAGAGGAAGAAAGUCAGGCUCCAUUUCCAUCGCCCAUGGAUGUCCCUUACAGUCAGCAUACCUCCUGAAAACCUUCCAGACUGCAGGCUCACCAGAGAAAACACAAGCUGGUGCAGAUUAACGGCUAACUGUCUGUUUCGGAAACGGGGAGGUAAACCUCUUCCCGGUGCUUCAGAGUCACAGCUUUCAUCAGCAGCAAGGAGAGGAUGAAGAAACUUUGAUUCACACUUUACAGUUUUGUAUAAAUCGACUAACAGCCAAAAACCAGAAUCCUCCCAUCCCUCAAAGUAAUCUAUUUAUUUGUCUUUUUGAGUCCAUAUGCAAAGUGCUAAUGUUUCCUUUUUGUUGUGCUUCACGUAACAACUAGCUUUCUGAGAAGAGGGAAACGGGAUACAGAAACGCCAUUCUGAAGGUAGAUAUCACAGCACUUUGGGGAUGAAUCACUCGCCAUAAAAAUGAAAA